Molecule: messenger RNA, 681 nt
Organism: Bursaphelenchus okinawaensis
Lineage: Eukaryota; Metazoa; Nematoda; Chromadorea; Rhabditida; Aphelenchoididae
Source: the annotation of a GenBank genome assembly
AUGUACGCCUUCACCUUCCGCGCUCCUGAACCCGCUGUGUUCCCUGGCUCUACCGCUAGCUGGAGAACUAACCAGCCUAUGGAACUUGAGACCAUUUCAGGCCCAAUUGUACCAGUUGUGACUGGUACAAUUGGCCUUCUGAGCUCGAGUUCCAUGGUGGUUCAAGCUCCGGCCACGGAAUUGCCUUGGAGCCACCGUGCGGCUGAAAGGGCUGCGAAGAAGUCUAAAAAGAUCGUGGAGACGUUGAAGUUGGUAGAGGAGAGGAUCGAGGAGAAGCAGAAGAAGGAAGAGAAAGAAGCCAAGAAAGCGGCGAAGGAAAAGAAAGGUAAGAAGUCGAAGAGCAAGAAGCUGGAGAACGCCUUCAGCCGGCUGGCAAUCUCGGAGAGCCUGGCGAGUCAACUGAGCCAGUCUGAACUGGACUGUCUUCGGAUGCCUCCUCCAGUUCGAAGAGCCAUUCGUCGAGCACCCAAGAAGGCAACACUGAAGGAAUUCAAGCAGAUGGGGAAGGAGGUAAGGAAAGAGUUCAAGAUGCUGGUCAAGGGAUUCAGCACGGCGGACAAGGCGUUCAAACGGAAGAAUCUGGUAGAACACUACCAUAUAUGCCUUCAGAGGGUCGACUGGAUAAGGAUGAAGAUGGGGAAGAAAGCUCCGAAGAAGUUGGUAAGCUUGGAACUGUGGUAG